AUGGCGAUCUCCCGCGUGGUCCUGUUCUUGUUCUUCUGGAAUGCAAUCCUGUGGACGCCCGCGCGGUCGGAUCUCGUCAUCUUGAAACUGGAUCGGAAGGUGCUUUCUCCUUCCUCGCGGUGGAUGGUUCCCCCGUUUAGUGGGGUCUUGAUUUAUGCUUUGGUUUGUGGCAAAUCUGUUUUUAGCAUCGAUCGCGUUAGAGGUGGGAUCGAAGCCGCCCAUUGCGUUUUGUUUGUUCUAACAGCUGCUUGGUCAAGCAACAGUUCUACCCGUGUACUGAUUUUAAUGUUUAACUGUAUGGGACGUUAGUUUUUGGCUGAAAUUGUCAUUUUUUUGGCUGAAAAUGUCUGGCCGACUCUGCCUGUGAUGUCACACGGGAUUUUUUUUCUCAAGACUAGCACAUUAUUUUUUAUCCCGCUAUGAAAUUAUUAAGUGUCAAUAUUCUCUCUAAGAUCCACACCAAUUUUACUCAUUCAAGGUAAAAUUACGGUUCAACGUGAGGCAGUCGAAGUCUCUAAUUAUUAUGAAAUUACUUUUUCUGUCUAAUUAUUAAGUUUCAUCAGGGUCAGAUCACUGAAAGGUACUCUCAGGGAGGAGUUUCCCAAUUUAGGCGAAGGUUUUAACGUGAUCAAGGCAGCUAUGUGCAGGCGAUAAGGCAAGGCCUAAUUUUAACGUAUAAACUGAUAUGUAUAUAUAUAUAUAUAUAUAUAAUUAUUAAAAAGCACAGGAACGAUAUUGACUCAUUAUAUUACACUAGUGAUAUAAUGUAUGAUGUUAUAGAGACUUAAGCAGAAAACACCAUAUCAAAUCUUAUGUGCAUUUUCGAUCACUUCCAUGUGUUCAAAAGUGAAUGUCCACGUUGACUUGUCGUCAAUAUUUGUGUUAGCAAAAAGGACACUCAUUCGGGAGAACGUGUACAGUGGCUUGCUUAGGCGGCCUGGAUAGCUUAGGUGUUGGGGUUGCCUGACUACCGAAACGUCUCUAAGGCAAUGCCUCGCAAAACUGUGAUUUGUAGACUUAAGCAUUGUUUGAGGUUGUUGGUUUAGCAUUUAAAAGAGGGUUUAAAACUGGAAGGUUUUUCUGUUGCUGUCAAUCGUAUUGUGAUGAUAGAUAAAUGAGUGUGUCUAUUGAUGAAUAUUCUCUCAGUCUCUGUAGAAUUUUCUCGCAUUUCCAGUUUUGUUUUUUCAUAGUCGAUUCAGUAAUUCUUUUCAAAUCUUUUGACUAUAAAACAACAAAGUCGAUCUUUUUAUGUCAAAAAGGAACACUGAUUUUUCUCAUUUUUAACUGCUUACCUGCAGCCUCUGCUGCUGGCAUCGUCAAUAUUUGUCUUACUCCAACACAUUCUCUUCUUCGUUUUUUGUGUUCAAGAGGAGCCUCUUUAGUUAAUUCCUAAUUUUUUCAUUUGAAAUCACAUUACAUUUACUUCUGUAUCCGAAGAAAUCCUUUCGAGGUUCGAAGUUUAUAGUUGUUUCCUAUCCUGAUGAAUUUUCUAUUUUCUUUGGCAGAUUGACUUGACUUCACAGACUGUUCGUGUGACUUCAUCCUUGAAGGUUGCUCUCUGAUUCUCUCUCUCUCUCUCUCUCUCUCUUUCUGUCACAGACACACACGCACACACACACACACACACACACACACACACACGUGUGCAUCCACGCACACGCACAUGUAGUAGAACAAUAAAAUAAUACUACAUAGUUAUAACCACCAUUCAAUUGCAUAAUCAGCUUCCCAAUGUUUGCCUUCUGUGUUAAGUUAUCGCCUGGGCAAGAAAGCAAAUUCAUUCUUUCUUUUUAUCUGAUUAUGCCAGACUAGAUGCUAGGUCCAGUCUCCACUCUGGAGACUAAUAAGACAGCAUGAUUAGGUCUUCAGUCGGUUUUCUUUAAGGUGGAAGUGAGCCUCUAUCGUAGAUAAAAAAACUAGGGGUAUUACAAAGUGGAUGACAUAAAAAGCCAUCAUAUGGAAACAAGGCAAGUGUACAUAAACAAGCUACUUGGACGUGGACUCUUCUUUACUUUUAUGAAGAUGCUAAAUAAGAAGAAGGGGAACACAGAAUCAAUGGCAGGGUUCUUUCAUCUCUUAGUAUGUUUAUCAUGAUAUAUUAUUGAGAAUCCUCAGUUUCCUCUGGCUUCGCUCAGUUUGCUGUUGUGCUAGCAGUAGUGUUAAUGAUAGCUUGGACGUGUUGAUGUUAUGCUGAAAUGUUUGUCUUUCUUUCCCACCAAGUAGCCCCACAACACUUUGAGAUAGGAUUACAGGAUGUCCAUUUUUUACCAUUUUCUCUUUGGUGAACUUUACUUUGUCGAUUAUUUCACUGUUUUUGGUUGAUAUUAGUCCAUAUCUUCUUGAUAUAUAAACCUUUAUUGAUCAUUAUUAAUUUACCUUUUUAUUUAUGCUUUUAUUGGAUUUAUCAACUCAGUGAUUGGGUGAAGCUCACAGUUUCUUCUUCUAUCAUGUUAAGCCAUAUUUCAUACCCUUCCAUCAUUAUCCUUUUAUUUAUUAUUAUAGUAAAAACUACUUCUCUAAUGAAUGUAUAGUGGUAGUUGACCAAUGCAAUUAUGUAGCGCAAAGCUCUCUUGGGCUCAUAGAUAGGCCAGUGUCUCAAUGGAGGUGGUUCAAUUGCAGUUUUAUUCAUAGCUGAAUUGCUAUAGAGAUAGCAUGCAGGAGGACAUGAUUAUCAAAGAUAGGUAUUAUUAUGUUUUUGACGAAUUGGUGUAGAGCUAUAUAUAUUAGUGUAUUAUUCUGAAAGGUUUAGCUACGAUGAACUGAGGGGAGACCAUUCUUGAAAAAAACCUCUUUUCUCGAAAAAUAAAAUGUAAAACAUCCUUUGAUGAAAGUCAACCGCUGAAGAUGCAUGCUGACACUCUAGAGAGUCACACAGAAAACGUUCUUUGAGCGGGAAGUAAUGGAUCUGGAGUUCUCAAGCCACCAGUAGACAUUUGAUAGAGAUAGAAAAGUUUCUAAAUGAUAUUUACUUUACAAGGGCAUUUUGCGAAUCUUCUGCUAUGGGAUGCGAAAGUAGCAAUAACAACUUCAAAAUUCAACGUUUUUUUCCUUGCAUAACGUUUUUAGGUGCUUAUAACAUGGUGAAUCACUAUUUCCAAAUUUCGAAUACCAUUUGGUGAAUUCAAAAUUAAGAUAGAUAAGGUGUGUAACUAUAAGUCGACAGUACAAACAAUAACGUUAUGAGUUAGCAUUCAUAACAGAGAAAUGGGGAGGUUGGAGAUGAGCUAGUUUACUACUUUAUAUGCUAUAUAAAUUAGGUAUUUAGCAUGUAUGCAGGAAGGCGUCGUUCUUACUGUUUUGAAAAAGUGAAAGGAGCACAGCUGGGCUAACAUUUUCUCGUUGGCCUUGUAUCACUGAUCUUUAAAUCAUACCUUGUUUACAUAGUAACUUCUUUAACUUAUGCAAUUUUUGUGCUUCUUUCUUUUCGUUUAUCCUGAGCUUGGCGUUUUCUAACUCACUCUAAUGUCUAAAAUAAAUAGGAUUAAAUCGAAAGAGCACCAGUAUUUCACCUUUCCAGACCCAUCACUUUUCUUCCUUGCAGAUAAUUUUCUUAACUAUGUACACUCACUUUUCUCUCAUUUCUGUAAUUAUGAAUGAGGAGCAUUAAAAUAAUAUUUUAUGGUUUCUGCAGAUAGAGAAUGCUGGUCCUAGCACGGCAUCAAAGGUUCUUCUUGCAUUCCCUAGCCACCAGGCAAGAAACAUUGCGGAGCUGAGGUCAUUCUAUCGGGAAGGGAAAUCGAAAGUGUCCUCUGACCAACUUCGAGUUGAAUUAGUCGAACCUCAGGGCAUGCCACCAGACUUGACUUUUUAUGCGGUUCAGCUACAAAAGGAUUUACGCAGGGGAGAAAUAUUAAACUUAGAUGUGCUGGCUGUAUUUACACACUCCCUAAAGCCAUUCCCUGAACAAAUUAGUCAAACUGAAGUUCAGCUCGUUGUGUUCCAGGACAGUGCAUACUAUCUUUCCCCGUAUGUAGUGAAGGUCCAGUCUCUUGGAGUUAAAUUACCUAGUAAAAAUGUCGAAUCUUUUACCAAAUUUGAAAAUUCAAAGCUUAUAGAUUCUGAGAUCAAAUAUGGUCCAUAUGAGAACCUUCCAGUCUUCUCAUAUACACCAAUAGUUGUCCACUUUGAAAGCAGCAGUCCUUUUGCAGUAGCUCAAGAACUUCUGCGAGAAAUCGAAAUUUCCCAUUGGGGCAACGUACAGGUGACUGAACACUACAAGCUUGUCCAUGGAGGAGCUCACAACAAAGGGGGAUUUUCUAGGUCUUGUCCUUUGCGCUUACCCCAUCUAAUACUCUUUGGCAUGUGGGUAUCAGCUGUAUGUUUGAGAGAUAAUAUCACCUCACUGAUUUAUUUAUUUUCAGGUUUGACUAUCAAUCAAGGCCUUUCGCGAGUGAAUCAUCAUCAUUUAGGCAUCUUCUCGCUAGAUUACCGCCAAGAGCUCAUUCUGUCUACUAUAGAGAUGAAAUUGGAAAUGUCUCCACAUCACAUCUCAGGGGUGAUUCUAGAAAGGUAUUUCUUCAGUGAAGAAAAAACCACUCGCUGAUCAUGUUAUACACUACAAUUUGAACUCUAAAAUUUUCUUCUGAGUUUAUAUAUCGUGAAUUCCGCAACUUUCCUGCAGACAGAACUGGUAAUUGAGCCUCGAUAUCCGAUGUUCGGCGGGUGGAAAACAUCUUUUACUAUUGGAUAUGGCUUACCCUUGAAAGACUUCUUGUUUCAAUCCGAAGGAAGGCGCCUACUCAAUAUUUCGUUUGGGUGCCCCAUAGAAGAUGUUGUUGUAGAUGAUCUCAUUGUGAAGGCAAGUGAGAACUUUUGGAUCAUGACGAAUUUCAGGCAUUCCACUUGCAUGUAUUAUUGUUUUCUUCGUAAAAACUUCUCUGUCAAAUUAUUUUUUAUUGUUUGGAGAUUAUAUAGUUCAGUCAUAUGCUAUAUUUCCCGUAAGAUAUCCAUUUCAGGGCAUACAAUCUUUGUUUGUAUUUUGAUUCAGAAUGUUUUCCUGAGAAAUAUUCUGAAAGUUCUUCAUUAUACAUCAUGAAAGUUGUGUACAGAUCCAUUGUCCACCUUGCCAUAAACAGUUUGCUGUAACAAGAUUAUUUAACUUUGAUUUUUUCACUUAUCUUUUUUCAGCUGCUUUCAUUUCACGCCUUAUUUUUAUAUAUGAUCAAGGUUGGGUGUAAGAGUAUGGAUACCAUAUAGAUACCUUGAAAACUGAUGCUGAUCAGCUAAUACUGGACUGUACUAGUCUCAUGAAUCACAGUGAUGCGCAUCUGAAAAUCAUUGUUUUAAAACAGAGUCAGGAUUUUUAUUAUUUUAUUGAAAAUGUAUCGUUUUCAUGCUUUUUGAUCAAUUUUAAAACAGCAGACUGUAAAGAAGAUGCAAUUCAAUGAAGAGAUUAGUGUAAACUAAAAUCAUAAUUAGCUAAAUUAAUAAUUUGCAUUGAGGUGCAGUGCAUAGCGUUGAACUUAGUUAAUAUUUCUGCUUCAAUGACUUCGUGGGUCAUUGUUACCAUAUAGAAAGAUCAAAUUCCCUUCAACAUCAUCUAGAAUUUUCAUAAUGUUGGUGAAUGUUGGAGGGCUUCUUGAGCUUAAGGUAUCCAACUGAACAAGCAAUCUUCCUGCCAACUAGUCUGCUGAAACAUUUGUCUGGCCUUCUCUUUUCCAAAGCUACAAUCUCUGGGUAUUCAGCACCACCUUGGAAAUUGGUAUUUCCAGUCACAACAACUGAUCUGAAAACACUCCAGAGCUAUGGAUUCUUUAUUUGACAUGGAAUCGAGUCCUUAAUGAUGCCUAAAAGCUUAUAAUAUCGAGAAUUUUUACCAUAAUAUUUCUUAACUCUACUGUUUUAUUCUACAGGUCGUUUUGCCUGAAGGUUCUAAAGACUUCUACUCAUCUGUUCCAUUCUCUACAAAACAAUGGGAAGAGGUUAGAUAUCAUAGAUUCUUUGAGGAAAAAAUCCUUUUGGACUGGAAGCUAAUUUUGAUGAUUUUUCUACUCUUCUGUUCUGAUUUUGUUUUGGAUUCUUCACAGAUAAAAUACUCCCACCUGGAUAUUGCUGGGCGACCGGUCCUUGUGCUGAAAAAGACUAACGUGGUGCCAGAGCAUAAUGAACCUUUCCUGGUUCGUAUUUUUUAAUAUUCUCAAAUGGUUUUAUCAAGCCCAAAAAAAAAAAUUAAAUCUUUGAUUGUACUGUUAUUUAUUGAACAGCUGGUGUGAUGGAUGUAGAAAUGAACUAGGCCUGCUUACAGCCAAAAACACCAAGAUUCCAUAAACGGAACCUGAAUUGAUGUCACAAAAGUUUCUGAAUCCCAACUGGGAUGCCACGUUCGAAGUCGACUGUUAUAUACUCCACUCUAUAGUGAAUUCUCCCAGGGCUAUCUAAAAAAUCCUUUUGUUGGGUGUGCAAAGUUGACUCGUCUGUGAAAUUAACAGACCGGCAUCCGAUGCCCUCAUUCACCAGACUCCUUUACCUAGUAUCCGUCAUUCACCCUCUCUCGUUCAUCCCAGAAAGACAGAGCAACAAUCCCGUUCAACUUGGGCCCUUACGUCCCUUUCUCAUUUGGACUGCUGUGGAAUCUGGAGCCGCAUCUACUAGUCUCUGGUGGUGCUGGCCUGUGGGCUUCUGAAGCCUCGAACCCACUUUAGGGUGAGACCAAUUAUUCCUCAAUAUGUAGCUUUUCACUCCAAAAGUGAGGCAAUAAUGGAAUGGUUCACUUAUGAUUGCGGAGCAGCAACCAUUUCCAAACUUAUUUACUAUCUAGUUAUGGUCAAGACCCAUUCGCAUCCAUAUAGCACUCUUCAAUUCCUCAAUUCUCUCCAAACUUCUGGAAUCACUGCUUGGAAAUUGUGUUAAUUAAACCGUUUCACGUUAGUAGAUAGAUAUGUGCCACCAUAACUAUACCCUAUGAUAUAUCGUAUUUUUCAAAUACUUUUCUGUUAUGUUAAUUUACGGGUUACAUCGUCAAUAACAAUAUUUUUCCAUGUAUCCAGGUAUAUUACAGGUUCAACAAUCUUUCACUGCUGAGGGAGCCUCUGAUGCUAGUUUCUGGAUUUUUUCUCCUCUUUGUUGCGUAUAUUGUAUUCAUGCAUGUUGAUAUGUCAAUUUCCAAGUCCUCUGCUUCAUAUAUUUCAAAGCUUCAGUGGGACGAGGUAUGCGAGUUACACGGCAAUACUAGUACUAUCUAAAUCGCUCGUUACUUAAAAUGGUUUACUAUCUUCUGUCUGUUCCUUGAAUACCCUUCUUUUUUUCUUCCCGCCAUGGCGUCUGCAUUAUUAUUUUUCCUGCACGAUAGUGAUUGACAGUAUCUCAUGCCAUCUAUUUUUCGGUGAACUGCUGGUUAACCAGUAUUGGAAACUCUUUCUGUAAAUGGGUGGAAUAUGUUGAUUUAUACCAUCUACCCUUGAUUGGUUGAAGGUGCAAACAUCGCUUCAGCAUGUCCUGAGUGUUAUAAACCGAUGUCUAGCGGUCCAUGGUAAGCUGGAAGCCUCAUUAAGAGAUCUUUCCAGGACAGGAGAUGUCCGAUCUUGUAAAGCGGCUCGUAAGGCAGCUGACAGUGUCUUCAAAGAAUUGUUAAAAGAGCUGAACCUGGCGUUGGGAUCCCUACAAUCUUCUCCACAAGCUGCCCAGAUAUGGCCGAAGGUGUGUAUAUUUACUGUGUUUACACAAGUCAACUAUCUGGUUCUCACCAUUCAGAAGAUGGCCAUAGCUUCCACCAUUCAUCGAUCCUGAUUUUAACAGCAGUCCCUUCCUACCCACCAAAAAAAUGAAAUGAAUAGAUAAAUAACUUAGAAGAUAAGAUCAUUUUUGCUGAUGACUAUAUUACUGAGAGUAGAACAGACUUAAAUUAUGUGGUUACUCUUAAAUCAUCAUGGUACGGAUGUUGACCAAUCCAGAUAGUGAUCGCCCUUGGGUUAUCCAAUUCAUUUUUAUAGUUUGACCGACGAUUGCUAUUUAUGAGACAAUUACAGAACCCAUUUCUAUAUGCAAUUGCAGAAAUAUAUUUGUUGUCAACUCCAGUAAUGGCUAUGAUGUGAAGUCAACACCUCUGUUGUCGUUUUAUCUCGUCAUGCUGCAGGUAGAGGAGCUGGUUGCCAAGGAAAGAGAGCUGCAGGAGAGGCUGAUACUGAAACACUCCUCUGUGGUCGAUUCCUACGAGAAGAAGCACAGCGGGCGGGAAAUAGAGAACCGUAUCGCUGCGCAUGAGCAGAAGCUCGUAGCAUUAAGGCAUGAGGUGGAUGACCUUAUCGAGAUUCUCGAUGAGCUCUGCUAG
Messenger RNA from Spirodela intermedia, 8266 nucleotides. NCBI's taxonomy places the organism in Eukaryota, Viridiplantae, Streptophyta, Magnoliopsida, Alismatales, Araceae. The record is from the annotation of a GenBank genome assembly.